AUGAGCUUGUGCUUCGCUCUGAACCAUGGGGUAGUCACCACUCCGCUUGCAGUGGCAACAACGUUGCUGCCGCUGGAGACGGCCAACUUCGGAAACGGGCUCUUGUAUGCAGUCACACUUUUGUCAUCCCUUUUCCUCGGUGCUCCCACUGUCAGCAAGCUGGGUGCCAAGGGCGGCCUGGUUUUUGGAAUGUUUUUUUACUGCGUGUAUAUUGGCUUCUUCGCGCUGGCCUUGUCGAGCGGAGAUAGCACUCAACUGUUCUUUACCAUUGGAUCAGCUUGCGGAGGACUGGCUGCAGGCGUACUAUGGACAGCACAGGGCGCAUAUUUUGGAAGCUCUGCAACUCAGCUCUCCAACAGCACGGGUCAAACUCGAGAGGAGGCCACUGCGGAGCUGUCCAGCCAAUUUGCGUUCUAUUAUUUGUUGCUGGAGGUGUUCAGCAAGAUUGGCUUUUCAGGCUUUCAGGCAUUGGACAUGCAGGUCUCGCAGAUCGGCUUCAUUUACUUUGCGGCUGGUUUGCUGUCGUUGAUUGGCAUGACCCAAGUCUAUGAAUUUCGCUCGGAAUCAGAAACUCCGGAUCCGUUGAGCAAGGCGCUUGCAGCUGUCUCUCUCUGGUCCGAUCCAGCACUUUGGCUGUUGGCCCCGACCAACCUUACGUUCGGAUUUUGCGCGGCCUACAUGAAUGGAUUUGUCAACGCAAAGUAUGCCGCACAGGAACUGGGGUCAGAAUACGUGGCUUUUCUGGGAGCUGUGACAGCACUGACCGCAGCUGUCCUUGCAAAGGCAUAUGGUCCUCUGGCGGCUCAGAUGGGCAAAGGUCCCAUCAUCGUCACGGGGGCAGCUUGUGCUUUUGCAAUUCCAGCCCUGACGUGGCAGGGAUGCGCUGGUUGGGGCUGGCUUCUCCUGUCUUUGUACCUACUGCAGGGUUCCUUCCGGGCAGUGUAUGAAUCAACCAACAGAGCCACGUUCUCGGACUUCUUCCCGGGUGCCAAGUCAGAGGGGGCAUUUGCCAACUGCAUGUUGCAGUCCUCCUUGGGCUUUGCAACAUGCUUCUUUCUGCAAAACUCCUUCAGCGCAACGCAGUUGUCCACAAUUGUGCUUGUUCUGGCCCUGUCAACACCUCUUGGUUACUUCCUUGCAACCAGCUUGAGGUCUAAGGAGUCGAAGGCCCAAUAG
This is a messenger RNA of Symbiodinium pilosum, 1176 nucleotides long. Lineage: Eukaryota; Dinophyceae; Suessiales; Symbiodiniaceae. The record is from the annotation of a GenBank genome assembly.